Molecule: messenger RNA, 1173 nt
Organism: Nicotiana attenuata
Lineage: Eukaryota; Viridiplantae; Streptophyta; Magnoliopsida; Solanales; Solanaceae
Exons: 4
Coding region: 1-1173 (390 amino acids)
Source: RefSeq, a predicted model, not a curated record
AUGAAAAAGCUCUUGAUAGGCAAUCAACAAUUGCGCACAGAAUUCAGAAAUCUAGAGAGGCAGUUUGGGAAAAUGGCCAACAAUCAUAAUACUAGACCUGUUGGAGCUCUCCCGAGUGAUACUGAACCUUAUCCUAAGGCUCAAGUACAUGCAGUUACCUUGAGAAAUGGAAGAGAAUUAGAAGAAGUUCCAGAGAAAAAGAAGUAUACAGCUAGACCUGAAGCAGAAUUAGUUCCUAAGCCCGUUGAGGAGAAUAAGAAAGAAAAGCCAAAAAUUGUGACAAGGCCACCACCUCCGUUUCAACAGAGACUGCAAAAGCAAAAAGAUGAUGCUAUGUACAAGAAAUUCUUAGAUAUUUUGAGCCAAGUGCAUGUGAAUUCACCUUUGGUGGAAAUUUUUGCUAGAGUUCAAAGUAAACUCCCUCCUAAGUUGAAGGAUCCUGGGUGUUUCACAAUUCCUCUGUCUCUUGGAAAACAAGAAGUUGGUAGAGCCCUGUGCGAUUUAGGGGCUAGUAUAAAUUUGAUGACAUCCUCUUUGUUCAAGCAACUCGGAUUGGGGGUGCUUAGACCUACUACAAGCACUUUGCAAUUGGAUGAUAGGUCUAGUUAUGCCAGAAGGAAUUAUCGAGGAUGUGUUAGUUCGAGUAGGAAAGUUUUCUUCCUACUGAUUUUUGUUCUUGAUUACGAGGCAGAUGAGGAAGUACCCAUUAUUUUGGGGCGACCAUUCUUAGCUACUGGUGGAGAACUUAUUGAUGUUAGGGAAGGAAAGUUGAAGAUGAGAGUUGGAAAUGAGGAAAUUACUUUUAAUGUGUACAAGGCACUUAAGCUCCCUAAGCAUUAUGAGGACUUGUGCAUGAUUACUGCGGUAGAACUGAAGGGGAUAGAGCAGAGUCCUGAUGUGAAUUAUAGUGAUUCGGAUAGGACGAAUGAGUUGGAUGAGGGUGUUGCAAGGAUUACAAGAAUUGGAAGCAAAGUCAUUGGAAGAGUGAAAAGCGUGUUAGAUGUGAAAGGAGAGGCCAGGCAAAAGCCAACUCAACCAGGCUUUAGCCUAGCAAGGCCAUCCAUAGGCCAGGCUGAACCAGGCUUUAGCCUGGCGAGGCCAGCCAAAGGCCAGGCUGAACUAGGCUUUAGACUGGCGAGGCCAGCCAAAGUCCAGGUCCAGUCCGAGUUUUGA